Messenger RNA from Mytilinidion resinicola, 3203 nucleotides. RefSeq lists its product as uncharacterized. The transcript is spliced from 4 exons. The coding region runs from base 46 to 2937 and encodes 963 amino acids. Lineage: Eukaryota; Fungi; Ascomycota; Dothideomycetes; Mytilinidiales; Mytilinidiaceae. The record is from RefSeq and is a predicted model, not a curated record.
GACAGCCAGGACAUGUGCUUCGACAUCCGAUAGCCCUCACUCCCAAUGCACCCGGCCGCGACAACAGUGCUCCAAAAUGUUGCUCAGCACGCGCAUCUGUUCCUCCCCUUCAUCCUCCUCGCCGCAAGCGUGUCCACCGCCGUCAACACGCCAGAACGACACUCCCUCCUUAUAACGAGCAUAUCAUGGACCUUGGUGUGGAUUCUGAGCAUAGUUCGAGCAGGAGUGUUCGCAGGCCUGGACAGUGUGAAGAGGAAAAAGUCGUGUUGGGCUGCGGGAGUGCUGCUCGCAUUAGCCCAGAUCUGUGAUCGAGCUGCCCGCGACCGAGAAGGAAUGUGGUGGGCGCAGGCCUUUCUUCCCGGCGUUGUCUACUUUCUACUCGAGACCGACCUAUGGACUAAGACUGGAAUUGUCCCCGCCUUCAUCCCUCUCGGAGACCAUACGAUUGACAGUCAAUCCGGCACAGAUAAGAGCACCGGUGCCGGGUCUUCGCGCCUGAUUUUCGUAAUUACAGUAACUGCUGCUAUUGUGCUCCGCACUCCCUACAACACGGCCCCCACGUCUGCUCUUGGAUUGAGUACCGUUAUAUUCACAGCCACGGGCCUGGUCUUCUUUGAAAAUGCCAUAACUAGCACGAAAGAUGCUGAAAAGGCUAGUAGUAGAGGCUUUGUCUCUGCUAAUGGCUCUUUUUCAAGGCGAGAAUCUAUGAGUGGCGCGAGGCAGAGUCAUUACUUGACAUCGUUGAGAGAUGUCGCAAUUGUCAUGGCCGUAAUAACCGGCAUCGCAACCUUCGUAAUGGAAGAUUUCAGGACAGACGUUUUGACAUGGAGUCCUGACAUCUGGGACUUGAAAGGAGGCCGUGAAGAUUGGAGGGGAGUCCAAACUCCCGGGCUAAUUAUACGACAAUGUCUGCUCAUGAUCACCGUCAAUGCGCUCAAGACUUUUCUAUUGUUUGUAACGCUUCAUCACCAAGGAGCUCUUCGGACAGCUUUCAUCGCUGUGAGCUCUUGCCUCAUUGCCCGCUUGCAUGUGGGAGCAUCAUUUUCAGGCGUCUGGUUCACGAUUAUAUUUGGGGUCACGGCGAUCUUGUUCCUGUUCGAUCCAUCGUCUUCAUCAAACGUGUCCAUCGAUCGUAGAAUGACGAUGCGAGCUAGACGCCUCCUCUUCUUGCUCAUAUCGGUGUCUCUUCUCGUCUUCCUUGCGAAGGGCCUCUACAGUAAUGCUGCGUUCAGAUCAGGGGACUCUACGGACCCACUAAAGACUGUGUUUGACUUGCCUCCCGAAUCACCGCUCGGGCCAAUUCCUCUGGACACCAAAAUUGGCCAUCCGAUUGACCAGCUCAUCAAAUCGGCAGAAAAGGACUUUCAGGAUCUACAAGACCGACAAUCGAAAUCCCUGGCGGCAGCAGUCACAGAAUAUCGGCGUAGAUAUGGAGUUCCACCUCCGCCAAACUUCGACCGUUGGUACGAGUUUGCGCAGAGGUCCGGAGUUGAGCUGAUUGACGAGUUUGACACAAUUCAAGAAUCGCUUCUCCCGUUCUGGGCGCUGAAGCCAUCGACUAUUAGGGCUCGGGUAAGAGAGGCUUUGGGGGCCGAGGAGAACGCAUUGAUCGGUAUUUUGAUCCGGGACGGAGUCACGGUCAAAGUCGAAGGUGGCCCUGAAUGGCAACAAAAAGCUACAGUUGGCAUGAUGAACCAAUUCAUGGAAUUUUUGCCUGAUAUGGAUCUGGCCUUCAACAUCCACGACGAACCUCGUGUGGUAGUGCCGCAUGAUCAGCUGUCCCGAAUGAUCCAAGUUGCAAGAGAUCAGAGCAUGCCUGCAGCUUUCGGGAACCGUACACCGAGGAACACAUUCUCCACCCGGCCAAAAGAUAUGAAUGACGGCAAACGAUUCGACGACGUCAAGACUACCCGCUUCAACAAAUUUGCACACCAGCAGACCUGGACACAUUCGCGCAUGUCUUGUUCUCCAGAGAGUCCUUCCAGGAGCUAUGAAGAUCACACUGCUGAUAAUCUCACUUCGUAUGCGGCUACCUCUCUGGGCUUUGUCUACAAUACUUCUGCUUUUGGCGACAUUUGCAACUCGCCUUCGCUACGCCAUACCUUCGGCUUCUUUGAGCGUCCUAACGCCUACAACAUUGUUCAUGACUUGAUCCCGAUCUUCUCACAGUCCAAAGUAUCGUCAUACCAAGAUAUCUUGUACCCCAGUCCUUGGUACUGGGAUACAAGAGUGGGGUAUGACGAGACUCGCGAUACGACCUGGGAGAACAAGACUGACAGUCUCUAUUGGCGCGGAUCGACGACCGGUGGGUUCAGUCGAAACGGAGGUUGGAGGCGACAGCACCGGCAGCACAUCGUUCAGCGCCUGAAUGCGCCUGACACCGCAAAGAUUAUGGUCAAUCGAGGCCAAGCUACCCCGCCAGAUUGGCAGGUCAAAGAGGUUCCGCGUGACGACUUCAAAGAUGUCAUCGACGUCAAAUUCUCCUAUCUGGGCCAGUGCGACGAAGGAGACUGCGAUGCACAGAAAGAGUUCUUCGAGGUUGUGGACCGUGUCGAUGGACAGGACGCCUGGCAAUGGAGACAUCUCCUCGACAUGGAUGGCAACGCUUUUAGUGGCCGUUUCUACGCCUUCUUGAAAAGCAAGAGCUUGGUGUACAAGAUGGCUAUCUUCCAGGAAUGGCAUAAGGAGUGGCUGAAACCUUGGGUGCACUACGUCCCGUUAUCGCUUAGGGGAGAUGAGCAUCUGGAGGCUGUGCGGUAUAUGUCGGGUGAAGAAGAGGGCCAGAAGCAGGCUGAGAAGCUGGCCAUGGCUGGACGCGAGUGGGCGAACAAGGUGCUACGGAACAGCGAUUUCGAAGUGUGGUUCUUCCGGUUGUUGUUAGAGUACGGAAGACUCAUCGAUGACGAUAGGGAAUCGAUAGGAUAUGCAGGACCUUGAUCCCUGGUUCACGUGCUUGGGCGUUUAAAUGGCCUUGGUUUUCAGCCUUCGCAGCAUACGACGGAUGCAUGGGCGUACUUUUUUUGUUUUUCGUGGUCACGAUUUUUGCAUUGGAAGCGGGUGAGAAGUAUGUUUUAUGGGGAUGGGGGAAUGCCCCGUGUCGUACAUAUACCCUUCAAUUCGGAUGAAAUUACAGUAAUCGGCGCGUGGCGCUUGUAUAGAGUGGAGCAAGUGAGGUAAAUUGAAUAACAUGACCGACGUGGUAG